Molecule: messenger RNA, 3596 nt
Organism: Salvelinus sp. IW2-2015
Lineage: Eukaryota; Metazoa; Chordata; Actinopteri; Salmoniformes; Salmonidae
Product: telomere zinc finger-associated protein
Molecular function (GO): protein binding
Source: RefSeq, a predicted model, not a curated record
GCUAGUUUGGGUGCUUGACUGCUGUUGUGUGGUCAGAACGCUCGAAUCAAGUCUACUCCUCAGCCAGAGUACGAAACGCUCUGAAUUUACGAAAGGACAAUCUGACAACGCUCUGAAUUUACGAACGCCCAGAACGCACUCUGAGUGCACUCCAGAUUGAAUUUACGAACACACCCGUAGCUAGCUACUAGUGGAGUAGACAGACAGCUGACCAUGCAUCCACAAAACUGAACAUAAACUCGAGAGAGAAUUAUCCAGUCAAACCCAAACGAAUGCAAUUCUAUAGCUAUACGAUCGUAUAAUUUAAACGUGAUGUUUACAUGCUAAAUUACACACGAUUUCAUUUCAAUUUCACAGCACGACGCUAGCCUAAACGUCACAUCCGGUCCCAACCGCCUGGCCUGGACUAAAAAGAACGCAAUUCUUGUUCCUGAGACGUUAGUCAAAAUAACUUUUUAUACAUUAUAUUAUAUUCACUGCACCAUUCCGACAACUGAUAGCAGUGAUACGAAUGUCAGCAUCCUGCAAAGCUGCAUUACACUGAAUCCAGUGUCCCUUGCAAGCAGCAAUCUAUUGUCAAGGGUGAGAAAUGCAUACGAAGGUGAGUAGCAACCAUGCCCAACGGGUUUUGUCCUUUCUGAAUGAGCAGAGGAGUCUCAGCUCGUUCUGUGAUGCCAAGCUGACUGUAGGAGGAGGUGGGAGGGUGUACAAUGCCCAUCGCAAUAUCCUGGCCUGUUUCAGUGGGCGGUUCCAGGAGUCCGAGCCAACCACCACCAUGGUUAAGGAGGUCUCCCUCCCAGAGGAGUUCCCCACUGAUGGCCUGGAACUGCUUCUAGACUUUUUCUAUACAGGGGAGUUAAACCUUGACUCUCUGAAUCUGGAGAAUGUGCGACAGGCUGCAGACAGCUUAUGUGUACCAGAUGCGCUCGCACUUUGUCAGCAGUUUGCCACAGAAGGGACAGUUUCUCCAGAAGGACUGCAGUCUGCAUGUCUUCUGAGACAUCAUUUUAAGCCAAUCUCAGCUGUAACUUAUGUGGAAACCAAGGUCACCCUAAAAAGAGGGAGGCCCCCUAAAAAAAGAGGGAGGCCCAAAAAAUCCCAAACCCCUAGUAGCGGCUCAAGUAAGAAGGAUCGUCUGGAAGCUACCGCCACCACAACUGCCAUCACAACUCGCUCUGGGAGUAGGGUGAAGGCCUCCAGAUGCCCGCUUGGAGAGGGCCCCGGUGUGCGUCUCCUGCUCCAUGGGGAGACCACUAGCAGGGGGACUCCACCACUAGUUAUUAGCCUAAAGGAUAGGAGUGAUGGGGCUGAGGAGGGACAAAGCCUCCCUCAGCCUUCAGAUACAACAGAGGUAACAGAUGUGUUCGGCAGCCUUGUACCAGAUUUGAGCUACAAAGCUAAUUCUCAUCUGCAGCCUCUUGAUGAAGAAGACGAUGAUGAUGAUGAUGAUGAUGAUGAUGGCGGUGGUGGUGGUGAUUUGGUGGAGGGGGUAGCUGAGGACACUGAUGAAGAGUAUGUGCCCCAUGCCCUGCCGUCUACCUCCUCCAGCCCCAAAGGCAGACGUAAAGGACCAACCAAAGCUGUCAAUAAAGAGAACGGUGAACGGGCAGCCAAGGGGUCUACAAAGGGCUCUGUUCAGUGCCCCACCUGCAAUAAGACCUUCCUCAGCAAGUAUUACCUCAAAGUACACAACAGGUGUCAUACAGGUGAGAAGCCCUUUCCAUGCUCAAAGUGUGGGAGGAGGUACUACAGGAAGGAGAAUCUGAUGGACCACCAGGCCAGAAACUGCAACUGUGGUGAAAAAAUAAAAGCGGUACACAACUGCCUUCAAUGCCACAUGUCAUUUGACAGAUUGGGGGAUCUACGUCUGCACACGGUCUCCCAUACAGGGGAAAUGCCCAAUAAGUGUACGUCAUGCUCGGAACAGUUCAUGCAUAAAAAAGAUUUAAGAAGUCAUGAAAUCAAAAUCCACGGUGCACCCAAACCACAUGCAUGCUCUCUGUGCAGCAAAGCAUACCUGUCUAAAACAGAGCUGCGUCUGCAUGAGGCGUCCAAGCAUCGUGGCGAGAAGCUCUUUGUGUGUGAGGAGUGUGACCAUCGAGCCUCCAGCCGACACGGCCUGCAGAUGCAUAUCAAAGCAAUUCACAGAAACGAGCGUCCAUUUGUGUGUGAGUACUGCAACCGUGCGUUCACCCAGAAGGCUAACCUUAACAUGCACUUGCGGGUUCACACUGGAGAGAAGCCCCAUCAGUGCCACCUCUGUGGGAAGACCUUCCGGACACAAGCCAGUCUUGACAAGCACCACCGCACCCACACGGGAGAGCGUCCUUACAGCUGUGAGUUCUGUAACCAGCGCUUCACAGAGAAAGGACCAAUGCUCCGCCAUGUUGCCAGCAAGCACCAGGAGGACCGCCCUCACUGUUGCAAGAUAUGUGGCAAGACCUUCAAGGCCAUCGAGCAGCUCCACGUACAUGUGCGUCGCCAUCAGGGCAUGAGGAAGUUUGAGUGCGAAAAGUGUGGCUACAAGUUUACCAGACAGGCUCACUUACGGCGUCAUGUUCAGGUCCACACCCGUACAGAGAACUACAAUCCACGGGAGAGAAAGCUACGGAACCUGAUAGUGAAGGAUGUGGGGUUGCCGGAUGAGACUAGCCCCUCACAGAUACCACCCACUGAGAAGGAGACACCCGAGGGGCCAGCGCCUGUCUCUGGACCCAGUGUCCCAGUCUCUGUUCCUGUCUCUGGACCUAUACCUGGACCUGGAACUGUACUAGGAGCCAGUGACAUCCUCAGGGUGGUGAUCCAGCCCCUUACAGAGGAGGUGGUGUCCAGCCAAGGGCAGAUGGAGGUGGGCUUUACCCAGGUUGGGGUGGCACAGGGACAUGGCCAGGUGGAUGUGAUGUCCAUCAGCCAGGGUUUGACUUUGGCGGCGCAUAGCUUCAAUGUGACAGAUGUGAUGGAGCAGACUCUCCUGGUCGCAGAUUACCCCAUCCCUGAGACCACGGUGGAGCUGGAGGACAUACAGGAGGAUCCUCCUGCUAAGAGCAAGGCCUGAGGACUAAGAGCAAGGCCUGAGGACUAAGAGCAAGGCCUGAGGACUAAGAGCAAGGCCUGAGGACUAAGAGCAAGGCCUGAGGAUCUAAGAGCAAGGCCUGAGGACAGGACAGACUGGUUAGUAUCUCAGACCACUAGACAUUCUCAUUGGAGAACACUAGAGCAGCUUGAGUACUGCAAGACUUCAAGAACUCCCAGUGUGGCUACUCGCUCUGCUCUGCAGUCGAAGCAUUCAUUUAAUUUCAGUCAUUAUUGUAACCAUGUUUUCUGUCUAAAUUACUGUACAGAAGAACUGGUUCCCACUCAGCCCAGUAGAUGAUGAACCCCUCAAGACAUUCCCCUACUCUGUGGACAUCAUUCAUUUUGCCUGUGCAUUGGGUCUGACAAUGUAAUAUAAGUUGGCUUAGGUUUUAUGAAGUUUGUUGUGUUUUUACACAAUAGGUCAGGUUGUGAGAAGUGAAUGUAAAUCAAUGGGAUUGUCUUGCAUCAAGUCAAACGGUAAACAGAAUAAAGUGGCAGUCCUGCCUGCAGUUUUAUUGUAA